Messenger RNA from Aptenodytes forsteri (emperor penguin), 1519 nucleotides. RefSeq names its product RAS like estrogen regulated growth inhibitor (gene RERG). Bases 117 to 716 code for a protein of 199 amino acids. Gene Ontology annotation, molecular function: GTPase activity; GTP binding. NCBI's taxonomy places the organism in Eukaryota, Metazoa, Chordata, Aves, Sphenisciformes, Spheniscidae. The transcript has 4 exons. The record is from RefSeq and is a predicted model, not a curated record.
AGGCUCUGCAUUGACGUCACAAUGACACGGUGAAGCCGAAGACAGGAGCUGGGAACAGUUCUUCUGCUUCACUUCUGAUAAUCGAGUGAAUUUGUCGCCACUCCGUUCCUUCCAGCAUGGCUAAGAGCGCAGAAGUGAAGCUGGCGAUCUUUGGUCGAGCUGGCGUGGGCAAGUCAGCUCUCGUUGUACGCUUCCUGACCAAACGGUUCAUCUGGGAAUAUGACCCAACGCUAGAGUCUACAUAUCGUCACCAGGCUACCAUUGAUGAUGAAGUGGUUUCCAUGGAGAUACUAGAUACAGCUGGUCAGGAGGAUGCUAUUCAGAAAGAAGGACAUGUGCGAUGGGGUGAAGGCUUCGUGCUGGUUUACGACAUCACGGACAGAGGCAGCUUUGAGGAAAUGCUGCCACUUAAGAACUUGUUGGAUGAAGUUAAAAAACCCAAAAAUGUCACCCUGAUCCUGGUGGGGAACAAAGCAGACUUGGAUCACUCCAGGCAGGUCAGCACAGAGGAAGGUGAAAAGCUGGCCACAGAACUAGCAUGUGCUUUUUAUGAGUGCUCUGCUUGUACAGGAGAGGGCAACAUUAUGGAGGCCUUCUAUGAGCUCUGUCGUGAGGUACGGCGUCGAAAGAUGGUCCAGGGCAAGACUCGGAGACGAAGCUCCACCACCCACGUCAAGCAGGCAAUUAAUAAGAUGCUUACCAAAAUCAGCAGCUAAAAAGAGCUGUACUAAGCCAGAGAAGCAUUUUAGAGUAUAUUAGCUUGGAGUAGGGACGAGGCAGGCAGAGCACAUUUAAUUAAAAAUGGUGAAAGCUUUGCAAUUAAAAAAAUAGAAAAGACAAACCACACCACUUUUUGAGUAACACGGGGUCAGACUUUUUUCCUGUUUCGAGAUGUAUUUAGCCACAUUCCUUCUGGCUAACAUGGAAAAAAAAAAAAAGGAAAAAAAGAGCAAACUCCAAAGGACUAGAUGAUUGUGGGGAUUGGCACUGAUAGAGCGUCUUCUGCUUCUACAAGGCUGGCUCCAAUCCUCUGCAAGUCAGUAGUGCCUAAACAUCAUUUCCAGCCAGCCAGCUGCUCAGUAGCCAUUGGAGAGUAAGAUUCAGUCCUCAAUCCAUCAACAACCAUCACAACCAGUGUUCUCAAGGACUGAAUACAUGUAGAGGCUGCUGUGUUUUACCAGAAAGUUCAUCUGACACCUUUCACCAGCUCUAAAUUGGCGCAUUGUGUGCUUUUACUCCAAACUGUCCUUCCUUGUUGUUAUUUUUGUCAAAUUUAUGAGUGCUGAUGUUCUUAGCAAGGUAUACAAAAAAUAUAAGAAAGGUCUUUUUCAUGGAGCAUUUAGCCAGCAAGACACACAUUUCAACAGAGCUGAAAUUCAGCUGCUUUUCCAGAUCCUCUGAAACUGCAGAAUUCAUCAAGAAAUAAUCAGCUAGUCCAGUGGCAUUUCAGCAUUUCCCCCUCAAAGUGCAGUACUGUACUUGGGGAAAUGGGAGUUUAUGUGUUGGGAAAUUAAACUAA